AUGAGAAAAGGUGGGGACAAUUCCCAAACUCCGGUUCGUUCCACACCAGACAAUAUCACCGUUCGUAAGAAAAGUCAAAUACCACCUGGCAAUAACCUCAGUCCGUCAGAACAUACUUCAACUGCAUCGGAGCCAGAAGCACUGCUUUCCCUAUCUUCAGAGAUUAGUCUUUUGAGGCAAACCAUGAAUGAAAUGUGGAACUGCUUUAGAGAGCGCCUCGAUACCCUUGGCGAGAAAUUAUCAAAUUACGACGAAAGACUUAGAGUGCUUGAAACUCAAGCAUGUGAAAAUGCUGCUCUUAAAGCCUCAAUUUCUGCCUUGAAGGAGCAAUUAAAUAACCAGACGCAGCUAUCAUUAAGGAAGGAACUAGAAAUUGCUGGUCUCGCGGAAAGUUUAAACGAGAAUCCCGUGCACUUAGCUUUGACUACAGCUUUAAAGUUGGGUAUUAAUCUCCAGGAAACUGAUUUAGACUAUGUUUCUCGGGCUGGUCCUAAGAGGCAGGGUAAAGAGAAGAACAACGACCAUUCUCCAUCGAUGCCUCGUCCUUUGGUAGUUGCUUUUGUUCGGCGGGCUAAGCGAGAUGAGUUUCUAGAGCAUUCAAGGAAUCGCCGACCUUUGAAAAGCAAGGAUAUUAUUACAAAUGACUCUGAUAGCACAAUAUAUGUAAACGAACGCCUUACGAACGAUAACCGCCGUUUAUUUCGAGAUUCCAGACUCUUUGCAAAAAAGCAUGGGUACAAACACUGUUGGGUACGUAACGGUUUCAUAUUUCUCAGGAAGGAGGAUUAUAGGGAUGGAAGUCCAGCAAUUAGAAUACAAUUCCAGGACGACCUCGAACGACUGGUUACAUCGAUCUCUAGACAUUUUCCGAAGACUGACACUGCAAGAGAUUCAUCUGUUAUUGCAUCUUCUCCAGCCUAG
Molecule: messenger RNA, 921 nt
Organism: Galleria mellonella (greater wax moth)
Lineage: Eukaryota; Metazoa; Arthropoda; Insecta; Lepidoptera; Pyralidae
Exons: 1
Coding region: 1-921 (306 amino acids)
Source: RefSeq, a predicted model, not a curated record